AGUACAAAGACUACAGAGCAGCAAAAGCAAAGCAAAAGAAAUCGAAGCUACUUUUUGAUAUAACCCUUUUUCUUUUCUUCUUCUUGAUUUGGUUGCAAGCUCUCUCUCUCUUCUUUUUUGGGCAAGCUUCCUCAUGGAAUGGUAGAUUUGAGCUUCGAAAGUGUCACGUUUGCGAGGUAUUUGCAGUUUCGCGUGAUCUUGGCGUUAUGGGAAAAUCACCUGGAAAAUGGAUUAAGACUGUGCUUUUUGGAAAGAAAUCUUCCAAAUCUAGUUAUCCUAAAGGAAGGGAGAAAGUUGCAAAUGAGAAAGAGGUACUGGUUGCGGACAGAGCAUCAGAAACUGAUGACGCUGUGGCUCCUCCCUUCACGUCACAGCUGAAUCCAUAUGCUACUGAGAGAGAUGAAGGGAAAUUAGAACUGGAGAACAAGGAAGCUGCAAAUAUCUCGCAUAAUGAUGGGAUAUCACUGCCAGUGAGUGAAGGCAGAGAUUCUCAGAAGUCCACUCUUCAAGAUUCACCAUAUGAUCCUGAAAGGAUGAAGCGAGAACAAGCUGCAACCAUGGCACAGGCUGCUUUUAGGGGUUACCUGGCUCGCAGGGCAUUCCGGGCCCUCAAAGGCAUCAUAAGGCUGCAGGCACUUAUUCGUGGCCACUUGGUUAGGAGACAAGCUAUUGGUACUUUGUGCUGUAUGAUGGGAAUUGUCAAAUUACAAGCACGUGUUCGCGGAGUAAUGGUCAGGCAUUCUGAUAGUGGUCUUGAAGUGCAGAAAAAAUGCAAUCAAAUUAACCUCCUGCAGGAGAGCAAGCUUGUGGUUUCUCUUGGAGUUAAUAUGCCUGCACGCAUUGAAAAGUUGUCAACAAAUGCUUUUGUUCGUAAGCUUGUUGCUGCAUCACCUACUGUAAUGCCUUUGCGCCUCCGUUAUAAUGCUGGAGAAUCAAAUUCAGUCUGGAACUGGUUAGAGUGCUGGUCAGCAUCCUGCUUCUGGAAACCAGUUCCUCAACCAAAGAAAGCCUCUGACGCGAAAUUGCAGAGGAAGCCAGUUAAUUGUCAAGUUGUUGACACAGAAACAGGUAGACCAAAACGGAGUGUCCGCAGAAUUCCACCUGCAAAUCUGGAUGGUGCUGUUCAAGCAACCUCUGAAUUUGAUAAGCCCAAGCGUAACCUGAGGAAAAUUUCCAACCAUCAAGCUGAGUUAGCGCAGGAAAACCCACAAUAUGAGCUUGAAAAGGUUAAACGCAACUUGAGAAAGGUUCAUAAUCCCGUGGUAGAAAAUUCACUGCAGUCAGAAGUUGAAUUUGAAAAGCCAAAGCAAAGUUUGGAAAAGGUCUCAAACACUACGAAUCUUAAUAUUGUAGAACAGAGCCUGAACAGUUCAGCUGAGAAGACAAACAAAGAGAUGGAUGUGACCAUAGAUAGCUCAGCUGAGAAGAUGAAGAAAGAGACGGUCAUGACAGUAAAUAGCUCAGCUGAGAAGAUGAGAAAAGAGACUGCUACGGUAAAUAGCUCGGCUGAGAAGAUGAAGAAAGAGACGGCUUUGACAGUAAAUAGCUCAGCUGAGAAGAUGAAGAAAGAGACGGCUUUGACUGUAAAUAGCUCAGCUGAGAAGAUGAAGAAAGAGAUGGCUUUGACACUAAAUAUCUCGGCUGAGAAGAUGAAGAAAGAGAUGCCUUUGACAGUGAAUGGCUCAUCUGAGAAGACAAAGAAAGAGAUGGCGUUGGCAGUUUCCAUAUCACCUGACAUUAAAACUAUGCCAGGGUCAUUUGGGGUAAAUGAAACAUCGGAUUUAUUGCAUGCUGAUUCUUUGGGUGUUGUCUCGAAGCCUUUGAUAGAUGGAGCUGUUAAGGAUGAGAAUACACCCAUUACAAAUGGGGAGUUGAACAGGAAGGAUGAUUCAACUAAUAAUGAGAAUCAGAAGUCAGGCAGGAAAGCUUCUUAUCCUGCGAAACAAAAUCGGUCAGAGAAUGGGGCUCAGAACAGUCCUGCACUGCCUAGCUACAUGGCAGCAACUGAAUCUGCCAAGGCUAAGCUGAGACUACAAGGCUCUCCUAGCUCUGGCCAGGAUGCAGGUGACAAAAAUAACCUCACUCGUCGCCAGUCUUUGCCAUCUUCUGCCAAUAAAAUCAGCUCACAGUCACCAAGGACGCAGAAACUGGUUCAUGCAGGGGGGAGAGCAGGGAACAAAACUGACAGAUCUACGUUGUCAUCCAAAGAUGGAAAUGCAAAGGUAACCCAAGUAGAGUGGAGGAGGUGAUGUUGUGGAAAAUUGUGAUUUGUGGAGUUAGCAUAACGGGUUCAAGAAUUAUUUGCCUUGUGGAUUUAUAUAUCUUUAUUUCUUUUGGUGUAAGAUUAAUAGAAUGGGCUGUAAAACUGAAACUGGGUCUAUAGAUGAAGGUGUGUGCAGGCCGAGUGCCUUUUGAAAAAAUGUGUAUGCUGGGUGUUUGUGAGUGUACAUGGAUAGGUUUUGGAACUUUCAACAAGCCAGUUAUCAUUAUCAUAUAAAAUUUCAUUUCGUUUGCUCCUCAAA
This is a messenger RNA of Theobroma cacao (cacao), 2522 nucleotides long. RefSeq names its product protein IQ-DOMAIN 31. Gene Ontology annotation, molecular function: protein binding. Lineage: Eukaryota; Viridiplantae; Streptophyta; Magnoliopsida; Malvales; Malvaceae. The record is from RefSeq and is a predicted model, not a curated record.